UUUCAAGAUGGAACCAUUUCAUUCUUGGGUUGUUUUGUGCAGAUGUUUUUUGUGCAUUAUUUUGGCAGUGUAUGUUCAGUUAUUCUGGCAGUAAUUGCUAUAGACCGCUAUGCAGCAAUUUGUUACCCGCUUCAAUAUCAUAGCAUCAUGACAAACCAAAAUGUACUCAUUCUGUUCUUUGGCUCUUGGAUUUUGGGUUUGCUAGGCCCCGUGGCAAUGGUCAUUCGAGCUUAUCCUCUCCCUUACUGUGCAGAAAACAGAAUUAUACACUGUUACUGUGAUCAUGUUUCAGUCACAACACUGGCAUGCAUAGACAGAUCACUAUAUAGUAUUCCAGCCCUCAUCUAUGCCUUUGCAAUACUGUUGGUGCCCUUUGCUGUUAUUAUAUUCUCUUACUGCUCUAUCUUUCUAGCAGUUAUGCAGAUUUCAGGUACUCAAGGAAAGAUGAAGACUUUCUCCACCUGCAGUCCUCAGCUCAUC
Molecule: messenger RNA, 480 nt
Organism: Sinocyclocheilus rhinocerous
Lineage: Eukaryota; Metazoa; Chordata; Actinopteri; Cypriniformes; Cyprinidae
Product: olfactory receptor 10A2-like
Exons: 1
Biological process (GO): G protein-coupled receptor signaling pathway
Cellular component (GO): membrane
Molecular function (GO): olfactory receptor activity; G protein-coupled receptor activity
Source: RefSeq, a predicted model, not a curated record